Salvelinus sp. IW2-2015 is the source of this 2266-nucleotide messenger RNA. Its product is annotated as prepronociceptin. The record is from RefSeq and is a predicted model, not a curated record. Gene Ontology annotation, molecular function: opioid receptor binding. Gene Ontology annotation, biological process: sensory perception; chemical synaptic transmission; neuropeptide signaling pathway. Gene Ontology annotation, cellular component: plasma membrane; axon terminus; neuronal cell body. Lineage: Eukaryota; Metazoa; Chordata; Actinopteri; Salmoniformes; Salmonidae.
AGCCUGUAUGUAUAGAUGAAAUACACUGAGAUAGAAGACAGGACACUUACUAGAACUACUGUACUGUAGACCUAAAUCACCCAAAAGACCUACGCCCAAACGCCUCAUACACAGGUUGUCCUAUCGAUACUGAGGACAAUGAAGACCCCCCUAUGGGCCCUGUUGCUGCUGUGUCUCUGUGUUCCAGGACACUGUAGUGACUGCCAGGAGGACUGCCUGGCCUGUAGCCACAUCCUACCCCAGGAGAUCAACUUUAACACACUGGUGUGUCUGGUGGAGUGUGACAGUAACGUCUCCCCUGCCUUCAUUUGGGACCUGUGUCGCAAGGUCUUGGCACCGCCACAGUUACCAUUCCUGUCCAUAGGGGGCGCUGCCAUGCUGAAACGGGCCCAGGAGGAGGUGGAGGCCAUGCUGCCAGAAGAAGAAGAGGAACAGGGGGACGAGGGGCUGAUGUACCCAGCAGCCCUGCAGAGGUUUGACCACGUGGCCCGUGCUCUGGGGACAGACGAGCUGGGCAGUGAGAGCCAGCUAACCCUCGCCAAUGCUGCCUACAACUCCCAGCUGCCCCGGGAAAUGGAGGAAAUGGACGAGGAAGAGGGGGAUAGCGUGACAGAGAAAGAGCAGGACGGAGCGGCGGGUAUAAGUCUGUCAAAGCGCUUUGGGGGGUUCCUGAAGGGAAGGCACGGCUACAGGAAAUUGAUGGGCCCUGGAAGGCCCUUGCAGAAGCGCUACGGCGGGUUCAUAGGCGUCCGGAAAUCUGCACGCAAGUGGAACAACCAGAAACGCUUCAGUGAGUUCCUGAAGCAGUACCUGGGCAUGAGCAACCGAGCCAGCAAGUCCUACAACAGCUACUCCACUGACAUCACCCAACAGAACGAGGUGUAGCCAUGCCCAAAGCAAUCGUAUCCCUGCCAUAACCUAGCAAACCCCAGACCCUCCCCUACAUAUUCAAAUCUGUCACCACAGUGAUUAAACUUCUGUUCUGAACACAACCGCUCAUGAAAAUCCACACUGGAGCAUUAUAUAUUCAGUCUUGUAUAUUUCUCAUUGAUAGCGAUAACAACAUAUCAUGAAUAAAAGCAAAAAAAAUAAUUUAAAAAAAUACAAUGUAUACAGCUAUUAAUGGUUUAUCAGAGAAUCACUCUGGAUUAUUAUUAUAGUCACACAAACACACUGCAUUUGUUUUGCUUUUCCAUACUGUAUCUGUAAUGUAACUUUUUAAACAAAUUUUGCCUUCAUCAAUCUUGGCUAUUACAUGGGUAAAUUCAGUGGAAACUUCAUGAAUUUCCAUGACUUACUAGUGAAGUUCUCAUUGAUUUCCUGAACCAGUACAGAGUACAUCCACAAAGUUUCUAAACCCAGAGACGAAACAUCGCGAGACUUCGGUAAACACUUUCGAAACAGACCAAGCAGACCAAGGUUUGGGGUUUGAGAAGUCAAUAAUGAGAUAAGUGAAAAAUUAUUCCUUAGAUGUUCAUUUAAACACUCUAAAGGCACAACCUAGAUUCGAGCCAAUGUCAUAAGUAGUUGAACAUGCUAUUACUCCAACCUCGUAAAAGUGACAAACUGGCACGUUUUUAUUUUCGUCAAAAACAACUGUAUAUCGAAGUAGUGCCUUUAACUUGACAGGUUGCACACGCGCAGAUUUGCGCGAGACGACCGUUAGACCCAAUUACGUGUUUCUACGCGCAAGUUUAGCUAGCCAACGUCGUCAUGACAUCGCCUACAAGCGUUUUCGGGGAUGUCUUGGAGAAGCAGUUUCUGCAUCAGGGCGUCACUCUCUUUAUUGUGCUACCCUCUAGUGGCUGACCAAAAAUGAUCGUUCAGAUUUCCAAUUGAAAAUGUGCUAGGAUACGUUCAUGACUAUUUGAUAUAUAACACAAACUCAUUAUUGGGUGUGUGGAUGGCUCAAUCUGUAAUCUAUUGACAUGUUCAGAACUUCUUAAUAUUCUCUAAAUUUCAAUAUCAACCCUGAUAGUGUCUACUAUAUUUUGGUGCAAAACAUCUCAACGAACUAUUCCUACUGUAUAAGACUGCAGGAGGUUAUCCAUGCUCAUAUACAAAUGAUCUGUUGGCAAAACUAAUGUUCUGAUUUGAAAUUAACCUUGGCGUGUGUUUGUUGAAGCAGACACAGAUGUAGCCUACUGUAUGUAUGAACAGUGUUCUUUUUCUUUAAAUUGUUAUUAUGUGAAACCAUUUUGUUGUGCAGUAUAAAACCUGUAAAUAGCAGAAAUGUAACAUAUCAAUAAAGAUAGUUUACUAUUUA